Messenger RNA from Wyeomyia smithii (pitcher-plant mosquito), 4940 nucleotides. Its product is annotated as pyruvate dehydrogenase phosphatase regulatory subunit, mitochondrial. The coding region runs from base 1514 to 4321 and encodes 935 amino acids. The record is from RefSeq and is a predicted model, not a curated record. The transcript has 8 exons. Gene Ontology annotation, molecular function: protein binding; oxidoreductase activity. Gene Ontology annotation, cellular component: mitochondrion; cytoplasm; mitochondrial matrix. Lineage: Eukaryota; Metazoa; Arthropoda; Insecta; Diptera; Culicidae.
ACUCAAACCUUGAAGUUGGAUUUAAUCGUGUGCUCCGAAAUCCUCGAUUCCCGUCAUCUUUUCCGCUAGCGCGUGAUUUAAUACCCAACACUUCAUCCCAUUCAUAUAUUAGGAAGAUACUUCACCCCGGAGGACACAGCUCCCACACUUUGUUAGAAGCUGCCGAGACAUUUAGCAAUUUGGGUGUCAUUGAUCGCCCUAUGUUUCAAUGCCACCCGGAUAUUUCAUUCAGCAGAUAAGUCAGCGCUUGAAAUUCAUUAAAGUGGAACACCAUCCACAGCCACCUCCAAAAAAUCACAGGAAACAACGACGAUCCAUUUGGAGAUGUGUAAAUCGUUUUCAGUGUUGAUCAAAGACAGUUACCUUCAGUGAACGCACGGGCAGUGUACAAACCAAGUGCGAGUUCGAAGCAAGGAACUCUACUCUGGUACUUUCUCUAGUAUUAUAAUCCUCUGAUAAAUGAUGCGUAAUCAGAAUCUGGCAACAGCACCAAACGGUGAUUCAGUUUACCUUCUUAAUCAAUCGUGUUCUUCUGGGCUUAAUUGCAGAUUUUUCCACGACACUUCCGCCCAAAUUUUCCGUCACACUUACGCUCGUUACACGAUAAUUUCGUUGGUGAGCAGCAUUUUAAUGUUGGGACAUUUUAACUCGGUUGAUUACAAAAGGAAAGUAUAAAAUAGAACUAAAAGGUCAUCCUUGAAGUCUGUGUUAAGAAAGUUUUCCUCGAGUUCAAUCUAUAACUACUUUAGUUGUAGCAAAUAAACGUCAGCCAACUUAAAUGUUUUGUCUCAAUAGUUUUUAAUCAUUUUAAUGCAAUGAAUGCUGUCAUUCACACCAAAUUUUGAGUUUUCGGGUAAAAACACAAUUCGAUAUUGGGUGCGCCAAUGGAAUGCCAUAGAAAUUGAGUAGCAACCCCCUAACCUAUUUUUAAAAGAAUCAAGUGGGUCUUGAGUUCUGUAUCUUCUUGAGAAUUCUGAUGAUAAAGAACGUGUCACAACCUGGUUUGAAUAAAUAAGCAUAACUUUUUUAGAUAAUACUCGCAUGGGAAAUUAUUAUUCAAAUCACUUGCUUGGUGGUGAAAUUGGCUUGGUGGUGAAACAAAAUAAUAUUUCUGAAAUGAGUUGAAUCUUGGAUAACGUGCCUUUAGCUACCUCUAUCGAUAAAAUAUGCUCCUUGGGCAAUGUGGUGAAUCUGCUGAAUUGUUAGAUGGAACAGCUCUAAGGUCCUAUAAUAACAUAUUGCACUACAAUUAUAAAAAUGUAUUUUAAAAUUGAUGUGCUUCAAUAGAAUUGAAAUGAUAAAAAUUACUGAUGAUUGGAAGAAAAAGUUGGCAUACUGGAAAUUAAAAAGUUCGUGGUGACACCAUUUUCAAUAUUACCGCUGUAGUCAGCAGUUUAUUUUUGGAUCUAUACAGAAAAGCUUUCGGAUUAUGACAGAUCACAGCUGAUGGUAAAUUCUAGCCAAUUAUUAAACGUAAACAGCGGGCAAAUGUUUGUUGUGUAGCGCAUAUAAAAUGUUUCCAGCCUUGAAACAGUCGAGAUUGUGCAACAGUUAUGCGGUUUUACGAAAAAGAUGGAUGUAUCCACCGAUUGGUGCCAUUUAUUGUGAUAAGUUGUUGAAUGUUCGUCGUCAAAAUUCAAUUGCGCGUUACUGGUGCUCUGAAAGGCAUUUUUCGUCUUCUGAACGUUGGGGUGACAAUUUUCAACACUAUGGGCUGAAGUUUGAUUCCAUUAGCACCACACCACCGAAGGAUGCGCGGGUGGUUGUGUGUGGGGGAGGAAUUAUGGGUGCAGCGGUGGCUUAUCAGCUGGCAGAUCGAGGUUGGGGUCCUCACACGGUUUUGCUGGAAAAGGGCCGGAUUGGGGAAGGCAAUCCAUGGCACUACAGCGGUUUACUGGGAGAGCUGAAGCCAUCGUACUCGCAAGUUUUAUUGGCACAAACGUCGUUAGAUUUAAUUAAAGAAUUUGACAAGAAAGGUCUUCCGACUGGCUGGAAGAAAACCGGUUCACUCAAUUUGGCCCGUACGAGGGACCGUAUGACGGUGUUUCGAAGGAUGAAAUCACAGAGCGUAUCUUGGAACGUCGAGUGUGAACUAGUUACACCAGAACGCUGCAAGGAACUCUGUCCGAUAAUAGAAAUUGAUGAUUUGAUCGGCGGUCUUUGGAUUCCCAACGAUGGCGUAGGAGAUCCAAAUGCAUUCUGCCAAAGUCUGGUAAAGGAAUCGUUAGAUAAGGGUGUCACUGUUGUUGAAAAUUGUGCAGUGACGAAAAUCAUUCAGGAGGACUUCCGGGUAAAGGCGGUCGAAACGACCAACGGUACAGUGGAAUGCGUCUAUUUUGUUAAUUGUGCGGGCUUUUGGGCUCGCCAAGUUGGUCAAUUAUCCGAGCCAUAUGUGAAAGUGCCUUUACAUGCUGCUGAACAUUACUACUUACACACAAAGCCAAUUUAUGAGCUGCCACAAUCUGGCAUUCCAGUGGUACGAGAUUUGGAUGGACAUGUUUAUUUUCGAGAGAACAAUGGAUGCCUAUUGGCAGGUGGCUUCGAAAGUAAGGCUAAACCUGCCUAUGAGGACGGCGAUAUUCCGCUUUCAAUUGCGGAUAGAAAGCUUCCAUCUGAUUGGGAUCACUUUCAUCCUAUAUUGGAGGAGUUAUUGCACAGAAUUCCUUGCUUGAAAGAUGCAACUCUCGAUCGCCUGUCAAACUGUCCAGAAGCAUUCUCACCCGACUGUAAGUGGAUCAUUGGUGAGGCACCAGAGAUUCAAAACUAUUUAGUAGCGGCUGGAAUGAAAACUAUAGGUAUGUCGGCAGCUGCUGGUGUUGGUCGCGCAAUAGCUGAUAUCAUCACUCAAGGUUAUUCCACAGUGGACCUUCACGAGUUGGACAUUUCUCGAUUUUUGGGCUUGCACAAUAAUCGCAAAUUUUUGCGCGAUCGUGUCCGCGAGGUUCCAGGUUUGCAUUACGAUAUGAAUUACCCCUUCUACGAGUUUCGCACGGGACGUAAUCUGCGCAUGUCGCCAAUUUUCCCGGUGCUCAAGGAGGCGGGGGCGGUUUUCAGUCAAGUCAUGGGCUACGAACGACCUGCAUGGUUUGACAAAUCUAAUUCACUGGAUGAGAAAGGCAUUCCCAAGUUCCGGAUAGCGACCACAAACGGUUUCGGAAAACCACAUUGGUUUGAGAACGUGCAAAGUGAAUACGAUGCGUGUCGAGAGAAAAUUGGAUUGAGCGAUUACAGUACGUUUACCAAAAUCGAUCUUUGGUCGAAGGGACGGGAAGUGGUAGAUCUACUUCAGUACUUAUGCUCAAAUGAUAUCGAUCAACCGGUAGGGGCCAUCGUCCACACCGGCAUGCACAAUCGACACGGCGGUUAUGAGAAUGAUUGUUCACUAGCUAGACUGUCGGAAAAUCACUACAUGAUGAUUGCACCUACGGUUCAGCAAGCUAGAUGCAGGGCUUGGAUUGAACGUCAUUUACCUCCGGGAGGGAGAGUGAGCGUUUCAGAUGUAACUUCCAUGUAUACUGCCAUAUGUGUUAUGGGACCUUUUACUCGAAUAAUGCUAUCGGAACUGACCGAUACAGAUUUGGCUCCAAAACACUUUCCUUUCUUCACAUGCAAGGAAUUAGAUGUAGGGCUUGCCAACGGAAUACGGGCACUAAAUCUCACGCACACUGGUGAGUUGGGCUAUGUUUUGUAUAUACCAAACGAGUUUGCUUUACACGUAUAUACGAAGCUGAUGGAAGCCGGCCAAAAGUAUGGAAUCAAACAUUGCGGGUACUACGCAAUGCGUACAUUAAGAGUUGAAAAGUUUUUUGCCUUCUGGGGUCAAGAUCUGGAUACAUUCACGACACCUCUCGAGUGUGGACGAAUGUGGCGUGUUAAAUUUGAGAAACCUGUGAACUUCAUUGGUCGGGAUGCCUUGCUGAGACAACGUGAUGAGGGCGUGCAGCGUAUGUACAUUCAGCUUUUGGUCAACGAUCAUGAUCCCGAUAUCGAUUUAUGGUGUUGGGGCGGUGAACCGAUUUACAGAGAUGGAGUCUAUUGUGGACAAACAACGACUACCGCUUACGGAUUCACGUUCAAAAAGCAGAUCUGUCUUGGAUUCGUUAAAAAUCUUGACUCCGAUGGCAAUUCGCUGCCGGUUACGAAUGAUUUCGUUCUCAAUGGAGACUACGAGGUGGAAAUCGCUGGGAUCCGCUACCCGGCCAAGGCUAAUCUACAUUCACCCAAUCUGCCAACUAAAUAUCCGGACCAGGAGCGGGAAGCCUACAAAGCAACAAGGGAUAAGUCUGAUGAUAGUAAUUUGCUCGCUUACAGAAAGCGGUAGGCAUGUAUUCAUGCUCGUGUGUGUGUGAUAGUGUGUUUUUUCAUCUCAUGAUAUUGAAGUGUAUUCAAUCAAUCUGAGAAUGGAACAAUGACAUAUAUAGUUUGGAUUUUUAAAAAUUGUUCUCAUUUAUUUAAUUGCCAACGAAAUUGAUCUUCCUAUUUGUUCAUAUAUUGUUGUGUUCGCCAUGUAUUGUAGUAUUGGAAAUAAAUUAUUAUGAAUUCAAUGAAACUAUCUAUUUUUAGAUUAGGAAGCCCUUCCGUAAUGAUUAAAAAAUAUAAUUGCAUUCGUUUGCGUUAUUAAUUGAUCUGCUUCAAUUCAGUGACUUCACGAGAAUAAAUGUUCAUGACAAAAACCAGUUAAGCUACUCAUUAUAACAGCCCAAUAAUUCAACACAAUGUAAUUGACAAUUCGAGAAAAAAAAAACGAAUGCGUAGAAUGCCACACAAGCGGAAAUACUUUUCAACUUGAUAUCCUGCUUUAAACCUCAUUUGACAUCACAGGCGUGAAUCCAAUUUUGAGUGCUGUAUUUUCCAUGUUGUCUGUCUGAUGUUUUGAAUUUAAUGAAAUCUAAUUAAAUAAAAGGAAUGUAAAUAAAAGGUUGUAUUUAUUACUGUUUUGA